Messenger RNA from Suricata suricatta (meerkat), 2168 nucleotides. RefSeq names its product dynein regulatory complex subunit 3 (gene DRC3). The coding region runs from base 348 to 2009 and encodes 553 amino acids. Lineage: Eukaryota; Metazoa; Chordata; Mammalia; Carnivora; Herpestidae. The record is from RefSeq and is a predicted model, not a curated record. Gene Ontology annotation, molecular function: protein binding. The transcript has 15 exons.
CUCACAUGGGCAGACAGAACCCCGACUUAAAGCUUUCCUUUGACCUUUUUCUCCGGGAGUCGGCCUGACGUUCCUCACCUAUGAAAUAAGCACACAGGUUCUCUGUCAACAACAUACCGCCGCGCUGAGACCCUAACCUUCCAGGUCUUUGGAUGAGAAAAAAACGCUAAGGAAGCAUUUCCUCGGGGAGCAGGGCUCGAAGAGAUUUUUAGGGGUUCCACCCGCGGCCUCCUGGCUGAUCUCUUUUAUCGAAAGGAGGCUGCUCCAUUGACAGUGGUGUAAAACUCGCUGCUGCUUUUCCCAUCUCCUACCUCUCAUCUUUACCAACAACACUAUUGUCAGGGAAAAUGAACCGGCUGUACCACUCAACGGAGCCCCAAGUGAUGGACGAGGAAAUGCUCAAGCAGGCUGUGGGAGAACAGAGCCUGCGGGACGAGGCCAGGCAGCUGGCCAGGCAGGAGGGCGUCCUCUUCAAGGAUGUGCUUUCACUGCGGCUGGACUUCCAAAACAUCAUCCGCAUAGACAGCCUCUGGCACUUUGAGAACUUGAGGAAGCUACAGCUGGACAACAACAUCAUUGAGAAGAUCCAGGGCCUGGAGCAUCUCGUACACCUGGUCUGGCUGGACCUAUCCUUCAACAACAUCGAGGUCAUCGAGGGGCUGGACACCCUGGUGAACCUGGAGGACCUGAGCUUGUUCAACAACCGGAUCUCCAAGAUCGGCUCUCUGGACGCCCUCGUCAAGCUGCAGGUGCUAUCGCUGGGCAACAAUGACAUCAGCCAGAUGAUGAACAUCAUCUACCUGCGGCAGUUCAAGGGCCUGCGGACGCUCAGCCUCUCUGGGAACCCCAUCGCAGAGAUGGAGGAUUACAAGAUGUUCGUCUGUGCCUACCUUCCUGACCUCGUGUACCUGGACUUCCAGUGCAUCGACGACCACAUGAAGGAGCUGGCGGAGCUCAGGUACCAGUACUCCAUCGACGAGCUGAAGCAGCAAGAGCACCUGACUCAGGUCCAACUGGCGAAAGAGCAGGCCCAGCAGGAGGAGCUGGAGGAGCACAAGGCCGCGUUCGUGGAGCACCUGAACGGCUCCUUCCUGUUUGACAGCAUGUACGCCGAGGACACAGAGGGCAACAAGCUGGCUUACCUGCCCGGCGUCAAGGAGCUCCUUCAGGCCUACAAGGACAAAUUCGUCAUCAUCUGCCUGAGCAUUUUCGAGUACGGCCUGAAGCAGCAGGAGAAGCGCAGAGUGGAGCUUGACACCUUCAACGAGUGUGUCCAGGAGGCCAUCCAGGAAAAUCAGGAGCAGGGCAGACACCGGGUUGCCAGGUUCGAGGAAAAGCACUCACUGAAUUUAAACACCCUUCGAGAUGAGUCUGACCUGACCAACUUCGAGACGAAGAUAGUGGAAUACAGCGAGAACAUCACUGAACUGUUCAACGUGCUCAUGACGCUGGAGAUGCAGUUGGUAGAGCAGCUGGAGGAGACUAUAAACAUGUUUGAAAGGAACAUCACCGACUUGGUGGCACUCUUUAUUGAAAAUGUCCAAGGCCUGAUGGCUCAGUGCCGGGACCUGGAGAACCACCACCACGAGAAGCUCCUGGAGAUCGCCAUCAGUACCCUCGAGAAGACACUGAAGGGGGAGCUGGAUGAGGACCUGCCUGAGGACGUGCGAGCUGUUGGUUUCCAAAAGAUCAUUUCUGUGGGGCUUCUGGCGGUUUCCAAGAGAGGCAGUUGCAAAAGGAAGUUAUGUGCGGAAAUUUCCCACCUUUUUGUCGACAAGGACACGAUUGUUAAUGCUGUCGGGACCUCGCAUGACCUCCACCUCCUGAAGAUCGACAAUCGAGAAGAUGAGCUGGUGACACGGACAAACUCUUGGUGCUCACACUUAGUGGACACGAUCCACAAGGAUGAGAUCAUGAGGAACCGCAGGCGGGUGAAGGAGAUCUAUCAAUACAUCGACCACAUGCAGAACGAGCUAGACAGCCUGGAAUGCAGUGAGAUCAUAGAUUAGGGCUGCGCCAGCCCACACGGCUCUCUGCCCACGCAGCACAUCACGUCACUGACAGCCUCAGACGUGUUCCUGGGAAUUUCUCAACCCAUAACCCUCCUAACCCCAUUCUUCCCCCGCCCCUGGGAAAUGCAGAGAAAAAUAAAGAACUAAGUCAUUUUU